CUCUAGUUCUUUAUCAGAAUCCCCAAAAUAAGUAGGAAUGGGCAGCGUCUGCUCACAGUCAGUACACCUUUCCCAUUUGCUAAUACGGCCUGGCCAGGCUGAGAGGAAUCCUUCCCUGCCUUACCCUGGACAGUGAAGCCACUGAGACCAUCGGUAGGCACCAUGCGGCUGCUUCAAGCGACUGUUCUUUUCUUCCUUUUGUCCAACAGUCUCUGCCACAGUGAGGACGGCAAAGAUGUUCAGAAUGACUCUAUUCCAACACCGGCAGAAACUUCCACAACAAAAGCCUCUGUCACAAUACCAGGCAUCGUGUCAGUGACAAAUCCUAACAAACCAGCAGAUGGAACACCUCCCGAAGGAACGACCAAAAGUGACGUAUCCCAAACAUCUUUGGUGACAACAAUUAAUUCACUGACAACACCAAAACAUGAAGUGGGAACAACAACUGAAGGUCCCCUAAGGAAUGAAAGUUCCACUAUGAAAAUAACAGUGCCAAAUACUCCAACUUCAAAUGCUAAUUCAACGCUACCAGGUUCCCAGAACAAGACUGAGAAUCAGAGUUCAAUCAGAACAACGGAAAUAUCAGUUACUACUCAACUACUGGAUGCCUUGCCGAAAAUCACUGCAACAUCCUCUGCAUCUCUAACAACUGCACACACCAUGUCACUGCUUCAAGAUACUGAGGAUAGGAAGAUUGCAACCACUCCAUCAACCACCCCCUCCUAUUCCAGUAUCAUUUUGCCUGUGGUUAUCGCGCUGGUUGUUAUAACACUCUUGGUAUUUACUCUGGUGGGUUUGUAUCGAAUAUGCUGGAAGAGAGACCCAGGCACUCCAGAAAACGGAAAUGAUCAGCCUCAGUCCGAUAAAGAGAGUGUGAAGCUGCUCACUGUUAAGACAAUCUCUCAUGAGUCUGGCGAACACUCUGCACAGGGGAAAACCAAGAACUGACAUCGUGAUGGAUCCUCCCUACACCUGGGCAAUAAAUAUGCUUCAUCUUCAGCUUCUAAACUCCAAGGGUGGAAAGAAGAAAAAGUCCUGAGGAACCAACACAAUUUCCAGUCUUCUCACCAGUCUACACCAGUCACCUGUCUUAGCAAAGGAAUGCCAUAUCACCACCUGAUAGUACCAUAAAGAGCUCUGGAUAUCUCCUGUGUGAGAUGUAGAAAUCGACCUAGUUUUCAGCGACUUUGCUAGGAGGAACUGUGAUCCCCCCAGCCCAGGCAGGUGGGUUCCUGGAAAACAUGCCGUAGUUGAGUUUAGACUUUCCAGGUUUUCUUAGCCUCGAUCCGUGGAGAAACUUGCCUGUUUUCUUUGAGUUCUUGUGUUAGCCAGUGUCAGUAUUUAUUGUUUCCCACUGUGUUAACACAGGAAGAGUUUUGCAAGUGUGUUAAUUAAUGUUAAAUGAUAACUAGAAAUGUUUCCUUUAAUAAAGAAUGGCUGUACUCAGCAUGCUCAACAUCA
This is a messenger RNA of Mus musculus (house mouse), 1461 nucleotides long. RefSeq names its product endomucin (gene Emcn). Gene Ontology annotation, molecular function: carbohydrate binding. The record is from RefSeq and is marked validated. Lineage: Eukaryota; Metazoa; Chordata; Mammalia; Rodentia; Muridae. Gene Ontology annotation, biological process: cell-cell adhesion; regulation of cell adhesion; angiogenesis. The transcript has 12 exons. Bases 163 to 948 code for a protein of 261 amino acids. Gene Ontology annotation, cellular component: membrane; plasma membrane.